AUAUUAGUAAUUCGAGAAGGAGAUGACUACUCUUGUGAGGCAGAUGCCCAAUUGCCAUACAAGCUUGUCAGAAACUUGGGACACAGUCACAGUGCUAAUGUGGAGAUGGUUGAAGAUGUCAAUACUGGAACCGUCUUUGCCCGCAAGGUGUUCCCGAUAUAUGGAUCCUGCAGUGAAAGAAAACACAUUUUCGAUAACGAGAUCAAGAUCAUACAACGCCUUGCGCCUCACCACCAUGUCAUUCGCGUCUUUGCCACCUAUGUCGCCAAACGUGAAGUCGGGCUAAUACUUUAUCCAGUUGCUGAUGGCGGGGACCUCGGGACCUUCCUGCAGGAUUUCAAGGAAGCAAAAGCCGCCCAGUUAGUACAACCAGAGAAAACUAAAGUACUCGAAUCUUCCUUUGGGUGUCUAGCUAGCGGUUUAGCAUUCAUGCAUCGCCAAAAGAUUCAACAUAAGGACAUAAAGCCUCAGAAUAUUCUGAUCCAUAAAGGUUCUAUAAUCUAUGCAGAUUUCGGAUACUCCCUUGAUCAUAGCGCAAUUGGUCGAAGCACUACCACCGGCAUGCCUCAAGCUUUUACAAGAAAAUACUGUGCCCUAGAAGUGAGCAAUUAUAGCCCUCGAAAUUCGAAAUCGGACAUAUUCUCUCUUGGUUGUGUUUUCCUGGAGAUCCUAUUUGUCCUCUAUAAGGAACUCGUU
Molecule: messenger RNA, 696 nt
Organism: Lindgomyces ingoldianus
Lineage: Eukaryota; Fungi; Ascomycota; Dothideomycetes; Pleosporales; Lindgomycetaceae
Product: kinase-like protein
Exons: 1
Biological process (GO): autophagy; protein autophosphorylation; peptidyl-serine phosphorylation
Cellular component (GO): autophagosome; cytoplasm
Molecular function (GO): ATP binding; protein serine/threonine kinase activity
Source: RefSeq, a predicted model, not a curated record